Molecule: messenger RNA, 4138 nt
Organism: Chlamydomonas reinhardtii
Lineage: Eukaryota; Viridiplantae; Chlorophyta; Chlorophyceae; Chlamydomonadales; Chlamydomonadaceae
Exons: 9
Coding region: 233-2689 (818 amino acids)
Biological process (GO): protein phosphorylation
Molecular function (GO): protein kinase activity; ATP binding
Source: RefSeq, a predicted model, not a curated record
AUCAAGCUUAUUUUCCAUUGAUUGCUUUGACUUUUGGCGCAACUUAGGCGCAGAAGUCUCCAUCCUUGGCUUAUCGCUUUGUUUGUAAAUGCAUUAUGCUCUACAUACUUCAAUGAAGCCUGCAUUGCUUUCUCGAACGUAGUCCACGCCCUUCGAGGGGCAUGGCGACACAUCGUCCCGGCUCCUCGGCCUCCUAGGGCCUUUCCCAGGCAGUCUGUAGUGACAUUUUUGGAUGGGGCUAUGCGGCAGCAAAGCCAACGGAAGCUCUGAUGGCGCCAACGGGACGCAACACAAGGAUGGCGCGUUGGGCCCAGGCGUAGCCAGCGCUUGGGAUGUGCAGGUCAAGCUCGGCUCGCCCAGUGGCGGGGGGAGCGACCACCAACCGCUCCUGGGUACCGAGAGCGUGGGGGGCCCAAGCGGCGCCACCACCACGCCCGUUCAGGCCUUCGCGGAGCACGAAAGCGCGUCCGUGCCGGAGAGCGGCGGGGGCGGCGGGGGCCUGACAUCUCGCUUCUUCAAACGGGGGCCAGCGCAGCCCGUGCAGCCGCAGCCACUGCGGCCAGGCGGCUCCAGCGGCGAUGCCGCCACCGGCGUCGGCGGCGCGGCGCCGCUGCUGCCCGGCAGCGCCGCCGCCGUCGCCGCCGCGGCGGCUGCGGCCAGCGGCGCCGCUGCCGCCGCCGUGGCCGCGGCUGCGGCCACCGCCGCAGGCGCCGCAGGCGGCACGCCCAACGCUGCCGGCGCCGCCUCCGCCGCGGCGCCAUGGCGCUCGGGCGGCGCCGCUGCCUCCCGCUGUGACGCGGUGGCGCAGACGGACGCCUCCCUACUGUACCCCCUGCUGCGAGACCCCUCGCCAACGGUGCCGGUGCGCUGGCGCAAGGGCGAGGGCAUCGGCAGCGGCAGCUUCGGCCAGGUGUAUCUGGCGCUGAACUGCGACACAGGCGAGCUGCUCGCGGUGAAGGAGGUGCCGGCGGGCUUGGCGGGCGGCGACGGCGGCGGCGCGGGCGGCGGCGGGCGGGAGGCGGUGGCUCAGCUGGAGCGGGAGGUGGCGUUGCUGAGCGCAUUGCGCCACCCCAACAUCGUGCGAUACGUGGGCACACAGCGCAGCGGCGCUGGAGGCGGAGGAGGAGGAGGCGGCGGGGCGCCGCUGUACAUUUUCUUAGAGUACGUGCCCGGCGGCUCGCUGUCCUCGCAGCUGGCCCGCUUCGGCCCGCUGCCGGAGCCGCUGGUGGCGCUGUACACGCGGCAGCUGCUGCUGGGGCUGGCCUACCUGCACGCACAGCGCACCGUGCACCGCGACGUCAAGGGCGCCAACCUGCUGCUGGAGAAGACGGGUGUGCUCAAGCUGGCGGACUUUGGCAUGGCCAAACAGCUGAUGGAGCAGGUGUCCUUCACUCGCUCCUUCAAGGGCAGCGCCUACUGGAUGGCGCCCGAGGUCAUCAAGCAGCAGGGCUACGGAGUGCAGGCAGACAUAUGGAGUGUGGGCUGUACCGUGCUGGAGAUGGCCACUGGUAAGCCCCCCUGGAGCCAGUGCACCAGCCAGGUCCAGGCCAUCUUCAAGAUCGCCUCCAGCCCCGACCUGCCAGCCAUACCCGACCACCUGUCCCCGCAGGCCUCAGAGUUCAUACUGCUGUGCCUGCAGCGCGAUCCCUCCUCCCGGCCUACCGCUGAGGAGCUGCUACGGCACCCCUUCGUCACCCAGCCCCUCACCCGCAUCCCGCUGCCGCCGGCCCUCGCCGACCCCUUGAACUUCCUGUACGACGCACGCGGCACCGCCCCAGGGCUUGGCGGUGGCGGCGCCGCCGGCGCCUUAGUCAUAGCCGGCGGCGGCGGCGUCGCCGGCGGCGGCAUGGCGGGCGGGCCGGGCAGCGUGACGGGGAUUGUGGGGCCGGGCGCUACCGGGAACAGCCUAGCUCUGGCGAUGGGGUUGAGUCCGCUGCGAGUGCCCGGGCAUGCGGGAGUGGCGGGUGCUGCUGGUGGCGGUGGCAGGAUGGGCAGCGCCGUCGGGACGCCAUCGGCCCUUGGCGGCGGCGCCGGCGGGAUGAUGCUCAGCCCCGCCGCCGCCGCGGCGGCAGCGGCUGCCGCCGCCGUCAACAGCCCUGCAUCCGGCGGCGGCGCCGCCAACCCCUUCGCGCUCGCGCUGGCGGCGGCGGCUGUUGCGCCGGGUCUGGCUGGUGCUGGCGGCGGGGCCGGGGGCGGCGCCGCCGGCCUGGACUUCUUUGGCGGCGGCGGCGCUGGCGGCGGUGGCGGCGGGCCGCUGGAUGAGGACCACCUGGCGGCGCUGGUGCUGGGCAACAGCGUGCACAUCAGCAAGGCGGCGCGGGCGGCACAGCAGGCCAUGGCAGCGGAUGAGGAGCGGGAGGAGGACGACGCCCUGCACAUCGACUUCACCACGCAGCCGCAGCAGUUCCGAGUGCGGGGCCUACUCACGCUGCCGCCGCUCAAGCAGUUGACCGGGGGCCAGCUGCCGCCGCUGUCCAUCACCCCCCAGGUGAUACGGCAGCAGCAGGCGCUGCCGCUGCUGCACAUGCACCAGGUGGGGCCGCCGCAUACGUCGUCAGCGGUGCAGGGGGCGGGGGCCUACGGAAUGAGGGCGGAGGCCGCGGCGGCAGCGGCGGUGGCAGGCGCGGCGCUGUCCUUUGCGGGCGGCGUGGGCGGAGCGAGAGGGGCAGCUGCUGGCGGCGGAGGCUGAGGCACCGCCGUACCGGGGUUACCAGCAGCUGCUGGCGUGGGAUGCAUUCAUCAAGGCAUGUCGGCGUUGCGGGCAAAGACAGUAUGAUGAUUGGUGGCGUGUGGCUAUGUGUGUGAGUCGCAUACAUGUUCCAAGUUGUGUAGCGGCAGGCAGCGGCGUCGCCACUUGGCACGUUCUAGGAAUUCAGAGGUGUAAGCCUCAGGAGCCGGGCGGUCAUUGGCGCCAUAUGCCCGGGUGUAUGUUUACUUAAUGCUGGGCUGGCUAGGAAUUGUGGAUGGAGUGGGUGGUGUGUCACGUGUGGAUGCUGGCGCGCAGGCACGUGUGCGAAUGUGCGGUACUCCUUGCGGCUUGUGCGUGAUGACAUUGGUGGCUGCUGUCGGUAGAACUGUGAUCGAAACUGAGCCUAGACCUACAUGGAACUCAAACCAACAUCCGCUCUUAGGUGCAUCGUUAGGAGCUUGGAUUUCGUACGUAGGCAGGAUAUAGAUAGUCCAAUGGAUUGCUUGAUACAAGGUGGUGCGCACGAUCUAGCCUGCAGUCCUGUCCUUGGUAUGUCCUGUAUACGCAUUGCAGCAGCAGGCAGACAACAGGCAGCCAGGCGCGGCUGGGAGAUAGACUGCAAUAAUGCAUAUACUACGCCUGCCUGCCUGCCGAUGGAAUGGGCUGCGCCCAUGCAGGGGAGUGCACAAUGUAUGCAGCAGCUUAUGAUCAUUGACGGCGGGGGGGACGGAACGAUACUUUGGCGUGGCGUACCGAGUACGAGCAAGCAUGUGGGACGGAGGCUGAAGUGGGGCAUGCAAGUUACAGACAGGGCCCAAGUAGGGCUGGACGAGAGGGCUCAGACGUGAGUCGGGGCUACACUGAAUGCGUUUCGGAUCAGUCGUGAUGCCGUACAGCGUGUGAUCGUGCAGGUCGUUUGGUGGGUGUCGGAGCGUGUCAAUCAGUUGGCACGAGGUGCCAGGACGCUGCGGCCUGCGGACUGUUUGACAUCGCUUAUAUGGAAAGAGCUUACAGAACAUGAUUGUGUUGCUCACCCGCAAAGUGCAAGCUGGUUAUGGCGCGGGAGUGCGUAUGCGGGCAGUGACGCGUGUCUGAGGCGUUGUGUGGGGUGAGUCAGCCACAGGCUCGGCGCGCAGCCAGCAGCUGGGUAGUUAAAUUAUAAGCAGUCUUGACAGUGCGCUUCCAUGCCAUGAUGGUAAUGAUGCGCGCAAGCUGUCUCUCCUGUUUGCAGUACACGUUGCGGUUAAAGCGGGAGGCAACUUGCGCGCGAGCUAUCGGCACGUAGCAUUCAAUCUCGCAAAGGAUACGUGGUACAUUUUCCUUACGCUUCCCUUUGAGCGCGCGGAGCAGAAAUGGGCUGGCGCAGCAGUAAGCUGAAUGCCAUCGCUGGUAAUAGCAGGUGGAGGCGAGGUAAAUCACGCUCGACGCCUCAGACUCUCGCUUGAAGCU